Siniperca chuatsi (mandarin fish) is the source of this 1056-nucleotide messenger RNA. RefSeq names its product transmembrane protein 167A (gene tmem167a). Gene Ontology annotation, biological process: protein secretion; intracellular transport. The transcript has 4 exons. The record is from RefSeq and is a predicted model, not a curated record. Lineage: Eukaryota; Metazoa; Chordata; Actinopteri; Centrarchiformes; Sinipercidae. The coding region runs from base 36 to 338 and encodes 100 amino acids.
CCAAUCAGCAAACAAGAUUUUGCGGCGCACGCGUAAUGACGUUACGUAAACCUCUUUGGUUACGUUACGUAAGCUCCAGAGAGCAGGAAGUGUUAUGUGGCUUUGACUUACAACAAAAAAUGUCAGCCAUUUUCAACUUCCAGUCACUGCUAACAGUGAUUCUCCUCCUGAUCUGUACCUGUGCCUACAUCAGAGCGAUGGCUCCAAGCCUGCUAGACAAGAACAAGACCGGGCUUCUAGGAAUUUUCUGGAAGUGUGCCAGAAUAGGUGAGCGGAAGAGUCCCUGGGUGGCUUGCUGCUGUGUCAUCAUGGCUUUUAGUAUACUGUUUCUACAGUAGCAGUCCAAAGAAAACCUCAAAUGGAAACAUUGGUGAAAUAAACAAACAACAAGGCAUGGACAAUACGAUCCUAGAAGCACAACAGGACCUCCAGUGGUUGUCACUUAGAUAAUGUAAAUACGUAGACCCGUCACUCACCGUAGCCACGGAGAGAGAAAGUGUGUCUGUUUAGGGGGAGGGGUGAGCUGAUAGCCCCAGAGUUUGUCAAGAUCCCUCCACAGACUUCCAGGUCUGUCCAUGUGUUUGCUUAUGUGGAAUGUUUACUCCAGAUGUAUGUGUGAGGGGGGCCAAUGCUUUCUGUUAAAUGCCAUUUAGUUUAAAGCAAAGAAUUUGCAUUCUGGCAUCAUUUGUGGGAUCAGAUGAUAAAAUUGUUUGUCCAAACAUUUCACAAACAUUUUCUUCCCUUUGACUUUGUCACAAUCGACUUGUAUGACAUUCUCCACAAAAAGGACCUUCAUAAAUGUUCAUAACUGAUGCGAUUCACAUGGAGGCUUAUAUUUGUAAUCUGGGAUAUAACGAAGUGUGACUUUGAAUCAUCUCGUCACCCUCUUUGUAACCUGUGCCUGUGUUUGUUGUAUCUAGAAAUGGUGAUCAUAUUCCACAACACAGAAAACAAAAUGACAAGUGUCUAAUUGUCCUGCAUAUUUGCCUCCGAGAGCUACUGAUGUUUUUAAAGCCAAUCAGUUUGCAGCUAUUUAUUAAAGAACCUUUUUGGAAA